Molecule: messenger RNA, 3414 nt
Organism: Caretta caretta (loggerhead turtle)
Lineage: Eukaryota; Metazoa; Chordata; Testudines; Cheloniidae
Product: tetratricopeptide repeat protein 38-like
Source: RefSeq, a predicted model, not a curated record
UAUUUAUAUUCCAAUUGAUUUUAUAAUGAUAUAGUAAAUAUGAGAAAGUAAGCAUUUUUUCAAUAAUAGCGUGCUGUGACACUUUUAGAUUUUUAUGCCUGAUUUUGUAAGCAAGUAGAUUUUAAGUGAAGUGAAACUUGGGGGUAUGCAAGACCAAUCAGACUUCUGAAAGGGGUACAGUAGUCUGAAAGGUUGAGAACCACUGCACUAAACAACAUGACCAGCAUCUGUCAUGUGGGUUUUUUCCUUCUUUCUUUCUUUCUCCUCCGGCAGAAAAUUGUGUGUAGAUUGGAACAGCAGGUGGUGAAGUUUGUGGUGGUUCUUACAAUCCACAGGAGUUUGCUCCAAGAAAGGGUGACUAUGAGGCUGCUUUGACAAUUUAGGACAAUCGUGUGAGUAUAAACCAUUUCUGGUGUAGUGAAAAGACAUUGUUCAAAUGAAAUGGUAUGUACAUGCCUCAUUUUGUAUUUGAUGUAAAAUAGAUAAAGGUGUGAUACCAUUUUCUGGUUUUAUUUUGAAAAGUUUAAUUGGCAUUUUAGAGUGACUAUUCAACUCAACUGGCAAAAUCACAAAUGAAGUUACAGAGAUCAUCCUAAACCCAUGCCAAAAACCCCUUUAUCUCAAACCAUCAUAUUUAAUGUUGUUUAUACCACAUUUUAUUUAAAUAUUUUUAGUGUUUUCCAAUUUCAUAUCCUGUUAUCUUUAGUCAGGCUGCUAUAGUUGCUAUGUAGAUGCCUUGGAGGUAUGGGGGGAAAGAGAUAAUCUUUAAAAGUUUAACAUUAUGUAAAAUAGUUUUUGUAUAAAUAUAAACUGUCAUGAUUAAAAUCAGAUCUCGUAGAUUAAUUACCAGUCCAGUUACUAGUUAGGCUUCUUCUUUCUUAGUCAUGUCUUUUCUUUUCUAGGUGACUUAUUAAAAUUUUUUGCUGUCUGAACUUUGGAGGAAUCUUUCUAAAAUAAUCCACAGCAAAUUAACCAGGAAUCUGUAUAACAGGUCUCUUCAUGCCUGUUUUGGUGUUAAACUUUACAAAAAUAUCGUGUCCUACCUAGUGAUUGUUGCAAAGUAAUAGAGGUAAUUAUGGUCCAUUUUGGGGCAAUCAGAGAUCGUAGAAAAGGUAGUUUUCACACAUACUUUAUUUGAUUUUAUAAAUGGAAAAACACCACAGAUAAAAUAAUAUGAAUAUUAUUUGUAGAUUGCUGUAUUUCUGAAAGAUGCAAUUUGGGUUGUUCUAUCUGGAAGAGUAAGAGGAUAGAAUUAAUUUUGUACUGUCAAAGUAAGUUAACUUCCACUUAAAUAUGGGUAAUGCAACAUAAGAAUGCUUUCUGAUUAUAGAUUGCUCCUGCAUGCCUGUCAAACGGAAAUAUGUUAGCUGUGCUAGAUAACUGCUCCAUGCUGUACCGGCUUCAGUUGGAAGGUGUAAAGGUGGGAGACAGAUGGAAUGAAGUUAUCCCUCUUGCAAAGAAGCACACCAAAGAUCAUGUUUGGCUUUUCAAUGAUGUCCACAUUCUCAUGUCUUUGCUAAGGGUCAAAGACCACAAAACCACCAAUGAGCUCUUAACAACUUUUCAUGAACUUGCCAAAGCACCUGGUGAAGACCAUGAGCUAGGUCUGGCUCCGAAAUUGGGGUUGCCGCUUUGCCAGGCUUUGGUAGAGUUUGACAAUGGAAAUUAUGACAAGACAGUAGAAUUACUUUAUCCAGUUCGCUACAAACUCCUGCAGAUAGGAGGCAGCAAUGCUCAGAUGCCUCCUGGCAGAACGUGAUGGGUUGAGACCAAAUUCACCAUUGACUGAGCGACUUAUUUGGAAAGCAUCAGCUGUUCAUGCGAUGGGAUGAAUCUUAAAUCUGUUAUUCCAGUGGAAAUAAUAAUUAGCACUAUAAUGAGUCUCUUUCUGUGGCAUUAAAAGACUCAAAAUAGGGAAAAUCCUGCAUCAGCAGCCAAAACAGAUCUUCUAAAUAUCUGAGCUUUGGGAAGCUUCUUUUGGUGAUUCAGCAUCAUUGCUUGAGCUUCUGGCACACCUCUGAUUCUUGGAAGAUUGUAGCCUUGCUGUGCCUAGCAGGGCGACAGUAGCAAAUAAAAUAGAUAUCAAUCAUUUGUUUAAAAGCAUGCUGAGCCUUUGCUUUUCAGGAGAACGCAUCAGUCUUAUGCUUAUCAGGUUGCAGGAUAACACUUAUUGCAAGGUUGUGAACUGCCAAAGUAGGCAGUGGUGUUGCUAUUCAAUUACAUGAAUACUAGAUUGGGAUGGAUAGAGCUUUUAUAUGAACAGCCCAAUAACCACAGCAGGCUCUGGCCCCACAGAACCACUGCUGCAAAUAGGGGCAGGAUGUGGGAGCCCUGUGCCUCCACGAAGCUCCACUCCAUAUCGUCUCCUCAUGCAUGCGGUGGUGGGGGAGGAGAUUGGGGUUUUGAACUAAUGAAUCAGGUGACAGUCUUCUAUGGAGUGGCACUAGCCACAUGGUGUGCUCCAAUCCUGGAAUUGCAAUAGAGGCCUGGGGGAAGGUAGGAGAGCACUUCUGGGUGGGGAGGGAUAGCUCAGUGGUUUGAGUAUUGACCAGCUAAAGCCAGGGUUGUGAGUUCAAUCCUUGAGGGGGCCAUUUAGGGAUCUGGGGAGUUGGGAAUUGGCCCUGCUUUGAGCAGGGGUUUGGGCUAGAUGACCUCCUGAGGUCCCUUCCAACCCUGAUAUUCUAUGAUUCUAUACAUCGCUCAUACACAGCAAUAUCCCACAUACACUAUCCAAUAUGCAGCCCAGAUCCUUGGGCCCACCUGCUGGCUCUAGGUUCCCCAAAGGCAUAAUUCUGAAUUGUUGACUAUUCAAGAUCAUGCCUGUAUGACUUUAUUUUGCAAGUCAACAAUUUCACAGUUUAGAAUGAACUUUUUACUGAUUGAAUUUAAGAUCUUUAUUAAAUAUGCAAUAAUAAAAACAAUGUGAUUUUUAUCCUAAAUGCUUACCUUGUUUAUAUGUAAUGUGAUUUAUAUGUAAUUAAUACUACCUAUGGUCCUUCAUUCAAUUCAGUGAUAUGAUCAUUUUUUUCUGAACUCACCCAUUAACAAGGAAGUGACUAAAGGUAUGAAACUGCAGUUUAUGAAUAUUUUACAUAUUCAAUGUGGAUCUCUUCAGCAGAAUUCUGGGAUGAGUCAAGCUAUUCUGUGCACCAAAUGUGUGAGAGAAAGCCAUACUGUUUGAAUUUAAAAUGUAUGGUAUCAAGUUCAGCAAAAAUAUUCAUAUUCACCCACCCAUCCAAAAAAAAUCCCACAAAAAACAAAAUCCCAUUUUGGGAACUCAUUUUCAGAGGUGGAAUUGGCACCAGAAACUUCUGUUAAACUAGUGUUAGGCACGUAUGUGGCCAGACUGCAGAAGACUUUCAUUUACACUUAUCUUUCCCUACGCCCACGCAAUCCUUUAUUCCUUGAAUGAGU